Phoenix dactylifera (date palm) is the source of this 2657-nucleotide messenger RNA. NCBI's taxonomy places the organism in Eukaryota, Viridiplantae, Streptophyta, Magnoliopsida, Arecales, Arecaceae. The record is from RefSeq and is a predicted model, not a curated record.
CUCCGUGAGGGCGCCGACUCCCACCGCCAUUCCCGUAUCGCUCUUCCUUCGCUGCCGCGGCCAGGAAGAUAUUUAUCUUCCCGUCCAGUCCGGCAAAAAUAUCUCACCCUGCCCCGCCCCACGCUUAUAUCUUGCCUGGGGCCUCCCGAUGGGAUCCGAGCCGUGCCCUCUAUCAUCAUCUAAUCCCCGCCUUCUCUGAGGCGGUUACUCGUCCCACCUUCUUCCUUAUAAAUUUUAUUUCCUCCCCUCCCCACGCCCCAACCUUCCUCCUGGGCCGACCAAAUCUCGCUCUCUCUCUCUCUCUCUCUCUCUCUCUCUGUUGAAUCUCCAAACCUUCUUGGGAGGAUCGGGUUUUCCCCUUUCUUCUUCCUCCUCCUCCUCCUCCUCGUCGUCUCCCUUCAUGGAAUUUGGAGCACCCUCUGCUUCCAAACCCCGCGCUUCUUCGCCUCUGGAGCCCAAGAUCGAGCCAUUCGGGGAAAUCUUGGACUUAUCCCCCCAGCCUCCGCCACCGGUUGCGGAAAAGCUUUUAUCCUCCUCGUCGUCAUCGUCCGGGGUUGCUGCGCCUCGGCCCCUGGAGGCUCUCCAGAGCGCGCCGAUCCCGCCCUUCCUCUCCAAGACCUAUGAGCUUGUGGACGAUCCCUCCCUGGAUCCGCUCAUCUCGUGGGGUUCCACUGGGAGGAGCUUCGUGGUGUGGGAUCCCGUCGAGUUUGCGAGGGCCGUUCUGCCCCGGAACUUCAAGCACAACAACUUCUCCAGUUUUGUCCGCCAGCUCAAUACUUAUGUGGGUAUUGCGCAAAAACUUUGCCGGAGACGGCUCUCGUUGUUUGUAUGUAAUUUUUUCUUUCUUUAUUUUAUUUAUUUUUUAUCUUGUUCUUUCAGUCUAUAUUCUUAUAUUCGUCCUUUGUUGUAACGAGCAUUGGAUUUUAAUCAAAUGAUUGCCCCGAUAGAUUGAUUACUGCUGAGGACUGUAUUGUGUAGGAUCGCAGCCUUUAAUCUCAUUGAUGCUGCACGUAUUUCAUGCUGUAUUCUUCCUUGAUGUAUACUCUCGAAUCUGAAUAUGUAAAUAUAUGGAUAUCUACUUUUGAGACGAAUCGUAUGUUGUCCGGCUCAUCAACCACUGCUUUGUAAUCUCCAUUGGAAGUUCCUCUGUAUGUCGUGUCUGUUUUUGUAAAUUGUACAUGGAACCUGUAACCACUAGAUGAAAAUCGCCAAGACUAGGCAGAAUCUGCGUCCGUCGCUUCUACAAGAUUAGUUUGUUGAUUACACAAGUGCUUUCGGAUUGGAGAUGACCUCUUGGAGAAAAGCUCACGUUCACGGGGUUUCCGCAAGAUUGAUGCUGAUCGAUGGGAGUUUGCCAAUGAAGAUUUUGUAAGAGGAAAUAAGCCUUUGUUAAAAAAUAUAAACAGGCGAAGGUCAUCGCAAGUUCAGGAAGUAGGUUCUCAAGUAGGCUUUUCAGCUGAAAAUGCGAAGCCUGAAUUGGAAGGUGAAUUCCACAUGUUGAGAAAGGAAAAGAGCGCAUUGAUGCACGAGGUCAUUAAACUGCAACAGGAGCAUCUCAUGACAGCCCAACAGAUGGAUGCACUGAACCAGCGGAUGCAAUCAGCCGAACAGAGGCAGAAGCUGAUGGUAUCUUUCUUGGCAAAGGCACUCCAGAACCCAAAUUUGUUGGCCCAUCUUAAGCAGCUGAAGGAACGAAGGGAGAUUCCUACAAUAAGAAGAAAGUUCCUUAAGCAACAACAAAGCAGCCAAAGCGAUGUAGAUAAAGCCAUGGAUCAGCAGACUGGAAAGAAGAGACUAGAAUUUAAUGGUGCCACUCCUCCUGGACUGCAAGGCAUUGAAUGUAUUGUAAGCAAGCAACUACCAGAUAACCUUUUGCAAGAUAUGGUUGAAAAACUUGGUCUUGAUACGAGCAGUGGAGAACUUCUCAGAGGCUCGGUUGAAACUGGACUAGAGGUGCUGGACACAUCGUUUCUGGACCCUGAUUCUGUUGCCGUCAAGGUGGAGCUUCUAGAGAGCUCUCAGACAGAUAUGGGCUUCAGUGGUACUGAGUUCUUGGCAUCUUUUCCUGAAGAUGUAACCCCAGAGAGGAUGUUUUCGGAUGCUAUAAUCCCUGCAACUGAAUUUGCAAGGCCAGACCCCAGAACUGUUGGCUUCGAGGGAAAGAUUGUCAUGGACAAAACAGAAGUUACCUCUGCUGGUAGCAUGUGCCUCGCAGAAGAUACUUCUCAGGAAACAAUGUUUUCAGAUGCUAUAGCAUCUGCCAGCAAAACUAGCAGCAGACAGGAGGAAAUAUGGAGCAUUGGUCUAGAGGCAGGAGAAAGCUCAUGGAGUUCUUGCCACAAUGUUUGGGAUAGCCUUGCUCAAGAUGCGAUAGAGCUAGAAGUUGCCGCUGAACCUGGUGCUCUAUGGGAUAUUGAUUUGCAAACACUGGACGAAGAUUUGGAGUUUGACAGGUUCUUGGGCAGUGACUUCUCUCACAAGGAACGUGAAAGUAGUCAAGCUGGACCAGCUAACAAAGAUCACAAAGAAAAGAUGGAACCAUAGGAUUCAUGUGCAUCGACCAUUAGCACCCUUUUGGGUGCAUAUAAUAUUGCCAUUUGAAGAAAUCGUAUAAAGAUUUGAACGAUCAAUACGAUAUUCACUGAUUUUAGUUGUCA